Astyanax mexicanus (Mexican tetra) is the source of this 1910-nucleotide messenger RNA. RefSeq names its product immediate early response 5 (gene ier5). The transcript has a single exon. Bases 446 to 1294 code for a protein of 282 amino acids. NCBI's taxonomy places the organism in Eukaryota, Metazoa, Chordata, Actinopteri, Characiformes, Acestrorhamphidae. The record is from RefSeq and is a predicted model, not a curated record.
UAUAGAAACGGUCUCAUUCCUCUCUAGGCUGUUGUUGGGUGAGAGAGACCGUACGGAAGGUAAUGCAGGCUUAUAGUAUAACCCAAUAACAUAGAAUUAUCAGUAUUACGUUCUUUAACCACAGAAAUGUGGCGGUUGGUUUUAUUUAUCGUAUCAAGUUGAUAAAACGAGUAGAGAACCAUAUUUUUUCCUAAAUUAGAGGAAUUGUAAGGCUUCUUUUAUUUUAAAAUAGGUUUUAUUUUCAUUUAAAAACUACUUGAAGACCAAGUGAGUGUUUCUAAAGCUUGUUGGACCAUUUCUUUUGACGUUUUUGGAUGGACAAUGUUUCAAUGAGACUCACACUUGAAGGAGAACAAGCCUGCUGACAAGCCUUCUCUGACUGGAGCUGAACUUUGAAACUGCUUGUAUUUAUUUUGCUUCGAGUGUUCCUGAAUCGAGCCUGACCAUGGAGUAUAAAGUGGAGGCCCAUCGGAUAAUGAGUAUCUCCCUGGGGAAAAUUUACAACUCCCGGGUUCAACGAGGAGGCAUCAAGCUCCACAAAAACCUCCUGGUGUCUCUGGUGCUCAGAAGUGCACGCCAAGUGUAUCUGAGUGAUUACUACAGUGGGGUUUGCCUCAACACCCAGCAUGUUGAGGCCAAGGAGUGGGAGCUGAUGGAUUCCAACCAGGAGAAGCCACUCACUCCAGCCCCUGAGGAAUCUCUGUCCCCAUCAACUGACUGCAACCAGAAUCCUGUGGUUCCAGAGGAUCCUGAGGUUCAGCACACCAGCCAGGCUGUGGAAGACUCCACAGAUCUCCACAGCGUCUACUCCAAACAUCAGGCCGAAGAGGAGUCUUCCUCAGAGGAUUCUACUACUGAUGUUUCUCUCACAUCUUCUCCUGUGACCUGUGAAUCUCAAUGUGAAGCUAAAGGAGCUGAAGUGAGUUCUUCGGACUGUGAGGCGGAUGCUAACCCCGCCACGGUCACAGAAGGGAAUUCACAGCAACCACCGAAAGCUCACUCUUGUUCAAACAGGAAGCGCACUGCUGAGAAGACAGCCAGCAAUGACUCUCCUGUAAAACGGACAAAGGUGACUUCCUCAAACUCCUCUGAGGAGGAAGCGGAGGAGAUGGACACGGGCAAUGUCUCUAAUCUCAUCACAAUCUUUGGCUCUAGUUUUUCAGGACUUUUAACCAAGGAGAGCUCUGAGCCUGAAGCAGAAACAGAAGACAGUGAUUCAGGGUCAGGGCAGAUCUGCUGUGACCAAAUGCUAAAGAACCUGAACCCUUGGAGCACGGCCAUCGUGGCCUUUUAAAAACCAAUCACAGAACUUUGGUGGAAGUGUGGUUUUAAAAAAGGAAACCUGUAACAUUCACACAUGGCCAUUUUUGUGCUGUACUUCUAGACUGGGUUCCCCCCAUAACACGUGGUGAGGCAUGUAUGUGUGUGGUAUGGGACUUCCCCUACAUAAGUGGUGCUACCAAGCACAAACUGGGCCUGGUGUGUUUGGACAUGCCUUUGUAAAGGAAAGAAUGUGAACAUGCUGGUACUGCUACGUAGAGCCCUGCCGUGUCAAAGGAAUGAGGAGGCCACUGGAGUGAAUUUGAACAUUUACAGCCCUGCAGUGGAGAGAGGGGGGUGGUCGCUUCAUUCAGUACUCCAGCAGUCUGAAUGGGUGACGAGUGUGAAAUGUUAUGCUAAUGACAUCUGUACAAAGUUAAAUGUUACGCUGAUGUAAGAACUGACCACAACAACGGUCUACCAGACUUUGGGUGCUGGUUUUCUCUGUCUUUGUUUUAAAAAGACCUGUACAUUUGUAACAUUGUUCUUGUACAUACUGCCUCUGAUGUUGCAUUAUGAAUCUAUGUAUUUUGGUAUUUACUAUGAUGACAAUUUACGUGGUGAUCACGUAUUAAACUUUUGUGAAAUGA